Molecule: messenger RNA, 183 nt
Organism: Colletotrichum higginsianum IMI 349063
Lineage: Eukaryota; Fungi; Ascomycota; Sordariomycetes; Glomerellales; Glomerellaceae
Exons: 2
Coding region: 1-183 (60 amino acids)
Source: RefSeq, a predicted model, not a curated record
AUGCAAGCUGGCGUGUCUUUCCCAUUUCGUUCGGCGUCUGGCCUGGAUCGACGUGCUAUGUGUGACCCGCGAGCGAAAACGAGUUGGGGAACAUGCACUCGGUAUACCAUAGCCGUGACCGAAACAAUGCCACAGCUCGGUAUUCCGAUCUCCUCAGCCCCGAUGAUGGCUCGCAAAACGUAA